Messenger RNA from Melospiza melodia melodia, 1452 nucleotides. It is a transcript of the gene HMGCL, whose product is annotated as 3-hydroxy-3-methylglutaryl-CoA lyase. Gene Ontology annotation, molecular function: hydroxymethylglutaryl-CoA lyase activity. The transcript is spliced from 9 exons. Gene Ontology annotation, biological process: ketone body biosynthetic process; L-leucine catabolic process. Gene Ontology annotation, cellular component: mitochondrion. The coding region runs from base 16 to 1008 and encodes 330 amino acids. NCBI's taxonomy places the organism in Eukaryota, Metazoa, Chordata, Aves, Passeriformes, Passerellidae. The record is from RefSeq and is a predicted model, not a curated record.
AGAGCGCAGGGGAAGAUGCCGCGCUGUGACACGGGCUGCGCGCCGCGGGACGGCGCCUGGGGACAGACACAGGGACAGGGACAGGUGAGCUCCGCUGCGGCGGCGGGCGGGCCGUACCCGAAGCGAGUGAAGGUGGUGGAGGUGGGACCCCGCGAUGGGCUCCAGAACGAGAAGAAUCUUGUGCCCACCCCAGUGAAGAUCAAUUUAAUCAACAUGCUGUCAGAGACAGGGCUGCAGGUCAUAGAGGCCACCAGCUUCGUGUCCCCCAAGUGGGUUCCUCAGAUGGCUGAUCACACCGAGGUGCUGCAGGGCAUCAGGAAAUGCCCUGGGAUCAGUUACCCCGUGCUCACCCCAAACCUCAGGGGCUUCCAGGCAGCGGUGGCAGCAGGGGCCAAAGAGGUGUCGAUCUUUGGGGCAGCAUCCGAGCUCUUCACCCAGAAAAACAUCAACUGCUCCAUCGAGGAGAGCCUGGAGAGGUUUGAGGAGGUGAUGAGGGCAGCCAAGGAAGCCAGCAUUCCUGUCAGGGGAUACGUUUCCUGUGUCCUUGGAUGUCCCUAUGAAGGGAAGAUUUCUGCAGCUAAAGUUGCAGAGGUCUCCAAGAAGAUGUACUCCAUGGGGUGCUACGAGAUCUCCCUGGGGGACACCAUCGGCGUGGGCACCCCGGGCUCCAUGAGGGAGAUGCUGGCAGCGGUGAUGAAGGAGGUGCCCGUGGGGGCUCUGGCUGUUCACUGCCAUGACACCUAUGGCCAGGCCCUGGCCAACAUCCUGGUGGCCCUGCAGAUGGGGGUGAGCGUGGUGGACGCGUCCGUGGCCGGCCUUGGGGGGUGCCCCUAUGCCCAGGGAGCCUCUGGGAACGUGGCCACAGAGGAUCUGGUGUACAUGCUCAACGGGCUGGGCAUCCACACGGGGGUGGAUCUGCAGAAGCUGAUGGACACGGGCACCUUCAUCUGCAAUGCCCUGAACAGAAAAACCAACUCCAAGGUGUCUCAGGCCUCCUGCAGACUGUGACACUGAGUGGGAAUUCUCCUUGGAUCAAGAAAUCGAGGAUCCAGCCCUGGCUGGGAUUCCUGUCUGACCUCCUGAGCUCCUUCCUGGCUCAGCAUUUGAGAGGAAGCCCCAAAUCCACCAGAAUUAGGAAGAAGUGAGAGAAUCUCCUGUUAGAUUGUGUUCUAUUGGACCUUGAGGCUGUCCCCAUGUGCCUUGGAGAGGGGAGGACGUGGAGGGGCACAGGAGAGCCCUGAGCACAGAUUUUGCAGUUGGAGCUCAGCUCCAGCUCAGGCUGUCCCUUCUCCCCUCUCUCCCCUCCACAAAUAUCCAAAGGCCAAAGGCUGAGCCCAAACCUCCCCUGGGGCCCCCUCAGCCUUCAGGGCUGUGUGUGCUGCUGCUCUGUGUAUCUGUUGUAAGAUACCCUGGCACACCAGGAGUAAUAAACACGUUAUUUAAUAAUCUAAA